Adineta ricciae is the source of this 1158-nucleotide messenger RNA. Lineage: Eukaryota; Metazoa; Rotifera; Eurotatoria; Adinetida; Adinetidae. The record is from the annotation of a GenBank genome assembly.
AUGGUCGCAGCAGCAAACCCAACUCAAUCACCGUAUUCGACAUCAAUUAAUCGAGUACGAAAUCUAGAAGAUCGAAAAUUGUUUGUCGGAAUGUUAAAUAAGCAGAUGACAGAAGAAAAUGUUCGCGCCAUCUUUGAACCAUAUGGAACCAUAGAAGAAUGUACAAUUUUACGUGGACCCAGCGGUGAUAGUAAAGGGUGCGCAUUUGUUAAAUUCUCUAGUCAUAAUGAAGCUCAACAAGCCAUACAAAACGUUCAUGGCAGUCAAACCUUUCCAGGUGCAUCAUCAUCAAUUGUUGUUAAGUUUGCUGAUACAGAGAAAGAACGACAAUUAAGACGCAUGCAACAACUAGCAGGACCACUUGGGCUUUUAUCGAACCCAUUAGUACUACAACAGAUUGCAGCAAACUUAAAUUAUCAAGGAUAUACACAAAUGCAACAGCAAACUUUACUGGCAUCAUCUACCGGUAGUCAUCCUGCGACAUACACAACUAUACCAGUCUUAGCUACAUCUGGCCAACCUAUGAGUAAUGGAACAAUGACGCCAUCAACAGGCGAUUGUGACAAUAUGGAUUUUCCGAAUUGUUCGUUAGUUAACGCAUCUCCUGUUAACAAUGGUCCACCAACAAUUUAUCAAACUACAGUAACGGGUCCAAAUGGUCAACCAACUGAUUUGUUCUCAUCGGGCAUGCCAUACUCAACCGUCGUUGGCCCAGCCAUUGAUACAGCUACGGGCAUUCAAUUACAGCCCGCAACAGCUUAUACGACAUUACCUGCUCAGUAUCCGAUCUAUGCGCCAACGGCCAUCUAUUCGCAUUUACCAGCGACAACGCUGAUUCCAGGCACGUUAGCUUCGCCAAAUAAAGAAGCUUUACCACAGUUCUUUGGUCCUGAGGGUUGCAAUCUUUUCAUCUACCAUCUACCACAAGAAUUCGGUGAUUCCGAACUCGCAUCAAUGUUCAUGCCUUUCGGCAACGUCAUAUCGGCAAAGGUCUAUGUCGACCGCGCCACGAAUCAAUCGAAAUGCUUCGGUUUUGUCUCUUACGAUAAUCCACAAUGUGCACAACAAGCCAUACAAUCGAUGAAUGGAUUUCAAAUCGGUAUGAAACGCUUGAAAGUUCAACUGAAACGACCCAAAGACUUAGCCAAACCGUAUUAA